UGAACAAAGCGGCGACUGAAAAACAUGAGUCGCCGCAACCGUUCUCUUCCAAUUUGACAAAUGCCUAUGUAAGAAAAAUCUAAUUGAAUACAACCUUCGUGGGUCCAGUGGACUCCUCAUCAACAUGGCAACUGAUGAGGAGAGGGGCGUUGUGCGUGUCAAAGUCAAGAAGUGUGAGGGGAUGCUGCCAGUGGAGUUUCGCUCAUUUGCUGUGGAUCCUCAGAUAACAUCACUUGAGGUGCUACAGCACAUCCUCAUCCGAGCCUUUGAGUUAAAUGGCAAACGCAACUUUGGAAUAAGUUACCUAUCCCGGGACCGUGGAGGUUUGGAAGUGUAUCUUUCGCUCCUGUCUGACUGGGAUUUAGAUGCUGCAUUUGUCAGUGCAGCUAAACCUUAUCUACAGCUCAAGAUGGACAUUAAGCCUGCCGAAGACAGUCCCGUUAUGGAAGACUGGGACAUAAUAAGCCCCAAAGAAGUGAUUUGUUCUGACCAGCUUCCCGGGGAUAGGAGGUCCUUGGCGGCUGCGGCCCUCCCCUUCACCCAGUCCCUACUGUCCCAGGUUACUGACAACGCUCUCGCUCUUCACCCUGUCAGCCAUCUUUUUUACCAGCCAGUCACUGCUGCCUUGAGUCAGAUGAUGGGUCGAACACUGUCCAGAGUACAACAGGCCUUGAGCUGGUCUUACGGGGAGGAGGUGAAGCCUUUCAAGCCCCCUUUGAGCGAUGCGGAGUUCCACAGUUACCUCAACGGCCAGGGCCAGCUUUCCCGACCAGAGGAACUGAGGCUACGCAUUUAUCAUGGUGGGGUAGAGCCUUCACUACGCAAGGUUGUGUGGCGUUACCUCCUGAACGUGUACCCCGAUGGGCUGACCGGUCAGGAGAGGAUGGACUACAUGAAGAGAAAGACUAGGGAGUACGACCAGCUAAAGGGGGAGUGGUCAGCUAGGGUCAGUCCAGAGGACCUGGAGUUCAUCAGGGGCAACGUACUGAAGGACGUCCUGAGGACCGACCGGGCCCAUCCCUAUUACGCCGGCUCCGAGGACAGCCCCCACCUCACCGCUCUCACCGACCUGCUUACCACCUUUGCCAUUACACAUCCACAGGUGUCGUACUGCCAAGGCAUGAGUGACAUCGCUUCUCCGAUACUUGCCGUUAUGGACAAUGAGGCACAUGCAUUCAUCUGUUUCUGUGGCAUCAUGAAACGCCUAGAGGGCAAUUUCCGCCCGGAUGGCCAACUCAUGUCCGUCAAGUUCCAGCAUCUGAAGCUGCUACUGCAGUACUCAGACCCCGAGUUCUACUGUUAUUUGGUGUCCCGCGGAGCUGAUGACCUGUUCUUCUGUUACCGCUGGCUGCUCUUGGAACUCAAACGGGAGUUUGCCUUCGACGAUGCCCUGAGGAUGCUGGAGGUCACCUGGAGCUCCCUGCCUCCUGAUCCUCCCGAAACGGAAGUGGAGCUUUUUGGGCCGCCCCUAGAGACAGACCAGACCAGAAUGACAUCUGAGAGUGGUGUUGAAAAGAGGCCUGCUUUCGCAGGUGAAGAAGAAGGGGAGCAGAAAGAGAAGCAGCGGCGACGACACAUGUUGAGGCCUUCAAGAGAGGAGGCAGACGGCGGGAGAAAGAUCGACAUGGAGGAAGGAGAGCGGGAGGACAGAGGAGCCAGAAGAGAGGGUGAGGGGAACUUCGACAUGCCUUACGUAGGAAAGGAGAAGGCGCACAACAAUGCACCUGUUCCUCCCUUUGAGAAGCAGACCAGUUUUGGUGAGUUCAAAUACUACAAUGCACGGAACAAGGACAGCUUUGAUUUCGUGGAGAGAGACCCACCAGAGGGUCCUGUUGAGAUGGAAGCCUCCUUGCACCCUGUAUCAAGUCCACCGGCCCGGCAGGGCACCGAGGACAGCGAGGAGGAUCCAGGGGAGAGAGCACCUCUUAUAACGGAUGAUGACAAGUCCUCCAGCCCAGAGACGGAGGAGAGGAGCUCCCCUAAUGGACAAACAGCCUCUCCGGUCUCCCCAUUUCCUCAUGGUCUGCCAAGCUGGAAGAAUGGUUCCUCUCUGUCUCCAGGCUCCACUCCCUCCCCCUCAAGUUGGAGAGGUGCCUCCCCAGACACCCCGUCACCAAAGUACACCUCCCCCAUUUUACCCAACGGAAGGGUUGAGUCGCCAGAGAAAGCCACAAGAGGAUUUGCCUCGGUGCCGAACGGAACCGGAGCUAACUCUCCCGCUACCCCAACAGGGAGGUCCUUGGUUUCCUCUCCCCUACUGACUAGAUCAUUGCUCUCCUCCCCUAUUUUGUCCUUCGGGAGAGCUCUUCCUUCGCUGCCGGUCAGCACAGUCAACAAGUCCUUUCCCAGUAACCUCCCUUAUCCUUGCAGCAGAGCCUCCAGCACCGCACCCAACACUCCAAAUUCAACCAAACCAGAGAAUACCACCAUCAAACCUUGUUCCCUGCCACCGCCUCAAGAGUUUGGUAAAGGGAAUCCUUUCAUGUUGUUCCUGUGCCUGUCAAUCCUGUUGGAGCAUCGAGACCACAUUAUAAAGAACAGCUUUGAUUACAACGAGCUGGCUAUGCACUUUGACCGCCUUGUUCGGCGACACAAUCUGGGCAGGGUGCUGCAGCGCGCCAAGGCCUUGUUUGCGGACUACCUGCAGAGUGAGGUGUGGGAUUCAGAGGAAGGGGAUGAGGUCAGCUCGGACUCGCCCACCACAGUCACUGCUGCUUUCCACUCCCCGCCCCCCUCUGCCACCAGGCCUCUUUUUACCCCUUUGUCAUCCUCUCCAAACUCCACCUAUAAUCUGGCUGAUACCAUACCUUCCCCUUCUUCACCUGUCUCCCUCUCUCCCUCCUCUUGACUUCUGUCACUAUAUCCCCAUGCCCAACACAUUUACAGUACAAUGACUAAUGGUUGCCUAGUCCAGCUGUUUGUCCCUUUAUCGUUGCUCAUCUUAUUUAGCUCUACACCCAUACCAGACUUGACUAGAAGGUUACUACUGUACGUUUUUCAUGUCUAUGCUGUCAGUAUUGCUCUUCACUCCAUUUCCUCUAAUCGACAAGUCCUCAUGCUUACUCUUGCCUUGCUAUGCACUCAUCCAUUGAGUUUUUACUGUUUCAAACUUUUAGUUAAAGGGAUAAUAAUAAUGUUUCAAAUACCUUUUACCUUUAUAUGGUUAACAUAGAUAAGAACCUCAUUGGAUAAGCCACAACUGUGUCUUUUUGACCAAAGAGCGCUAGUUGUGUGAUCACACUGCUAAGAACCAACACUGGCACAUUGCUAGUCUGGACUCUUUAGCAUAACGGCAGUGUGUAUGGUUACUGGUUCAAGCUCUGCCCCCUCUGUUCCCUGACUUGGCUACAGUUGGAGUGAGCAGUGGGCGCUGGCCAUUGGAACUAUGGAGAAAUAUGAACAGUAUGAAUGAGUCAUGCGAUUCCCCUUAAAAAUGCCCUGUUGAGAAUAUAUAAAAUAUGCCUGUAUUUGACUGCACACGUGCCAGCAUAGUGAUUAUGAGGAAACUAACAACAGCAACUGAGCUUUGUAAAGGUUAUAUUCGUGAGUCAGUAAUUGCAUUGUGUAUCAUUACAUUUUCUAUCAAAAUAAUUUCAAUACUGUAUAAUUUUGUUGUUGUAAGGUCACAUUUUAAAUAUCAAGGUGAGAUGAAGUUAUUUUCUUUAGAAAUACUAUGAAGCAUGGUGUGCCCCAUAGGAAUCUGAAUGGCAAAGAGAAGUUACAGUAUAUUGGGAGAGGCCUUAUAAGAAAUGAAUGGGUUUCAGUACUGCAGUUUCAUGGCCAGUUUCUGCAUUUGCGCUCACAAUUGACUAUUGUUUGCUUUUGAAUCACACAUAACCACUAUGAUCUGAACAAUAUACUGUAUUAAAUGGGAAUGUUUUGCUAUUCAGGGGUUCAAUGGAUCAUUCAAUCGAUAACAAAAAAUGGAUGCACAAAUUUUGCAUUUGCCCUAGAUCAUGUAUGGCCCUAGGUGUGUACAUUGCACAAUGUGCACAUAGUUACUAUAUGGUGCUAAAAGAUUUCAUAAAGUAUAGGAUUCAUCAUGGCUUUAUGAGAAUGGUUAUAAAUGUGUAUAUUAAUGUUAUAUUGCACAGUUCUGGCCAUAUAUGGUCACCCCUGAACUUUUCUUAAAUAAUUCCCUAUUUCUUCUCUAAUAAGUUUAAUCAAAAAUUUACUUUUGGUCACCACAUCUUAUUGGAUUUUCAACCAACGGACAAAUUAAGCAUUCGAAGAAAAUAACACCCUCUCCACAAUAAAACAUGGGGGAGGUUUGCUACCACUGGUACAGGGCUUGAAUGUGUACAAUACAUUCAGAUUAACUCAGCAGAUUAUCAAGGUGGUUUGGAGUGCAAUGUUCAACCCAGUGUACAAAAACUGUCUAUGUUAAAUGUCGUGGGUCUUCCAGCAGGUCAACAAUCCCGAACACACAUCAGAAGCACGCUGGAAUGGUUCAAGAAGAAACUCUGGACUGGCCAGCAAAGAGUCCAGAUCUGAAUCACAUCUAUAACCAAUGGCGAGAGCUGAAAACAGCAGUUGGUGGAGGGCACCCCUCAAAUAUUGAAGAAUUAGAGCAGUUUGCUGCUGAAGAGUGGGACAAAUUGACAGUAGAAAGGAGCAGCAAGUUCAUUGAUGGCUACAAGAAGCAUUUGUUGGCAGUUACAGUGCAUUUUUAAAAUAUUCAGACCCCUUCACUUUUUCCACAUUUUAUUUUAUGUUACAGCCUUAUUCUAAAACAGAUUAACUUAUUCUACACACAGAGCGAAAACUUUAAAAUGUAAAACACAAAUACCUUAUUUACAUAACUAUUCAGACCCUUUGCUAUGAGACUCAAAAUUGAGCUCAGGUGCAUCCUGUU
Salvelinus namaycush (lake trout) is the source of this 4855-nucleotide messenger RNA. It is a transcript of the gene tbc1d25, whose product is annotated as TBC1 domain family, member 25. Gene Ontology annotation, cellular component: autophagosome. The record is from RefSeq and is a predicted model, not a curated record. The transcript has 7 exons. Lineage: Eukaryota; Metazoa; Chordata; Actinopteri; Salmoniformes; Salmonidae. Bases 125 to 2848 code for a protein of 907 amino acids. Gene Ontology annotation, biological process: activation of GTPase activity; regulation of autophagosome maturation. Gene Ontology annotation, molecular function: GTPase activator activity.